GCAGGACUCUUGUAUUCUGCUGCGUUCACUGCAGUGAUAACAGAUGCCUUAAAACUUGCAGUUGGCCGGCCUCGGCCAGACUUCUUUUGGCGUUGUUUUCCAGAUGGCAAAGAUGUGUAUGAUCAAUGGGGAAAUGUCAUUUGUCACGGUAAAAGAAGUGGCAUAAAUGAAGGGCACAAGAGUUUUCCUAGUGAACAUACUUCAUGGUCCUUUGCGGGUCUUGGUUUCUUAUCACUCUAUUUAGCUGGGAAGAUAAAAGCAUUUGAUCACAAAGGUCAUGUUGCAAAACUGUGCAUCGUCUUUCUCCCGCUUCUUGUUGCAUCUCUUGUUGGCGUUUCAAGAAUAGAUGACCACAAGCAUCACCGGCAGGAUGUCAUUGCCGGAGGCCUCCUAGGGAUUACUGUAGCAGUGUUUUGCUAUUUGCAGUUCUUUCCACCUCCAUAUCAUGCUCAAGGUUGGAGGCCUUAUGCUUCCUCUGAGGAUGUUCCCACAAGGCAGGCCACAGAGACUCAAAACGAGAGCCGUCUGGAUGGGAGGAGCAGCGGCAUUGGAUGCAUACCACCUACUGCCAGUCGGGCACCGCAAGACAUGGAAUCAGGUGGAAGGUGAUUCUGUUCGGCUACAGGCACUUUUUAUUAUGUUUCAGGAGCGAAUGUAGCGUGCUCUGAUGGACAUCAAAUAGCACACUUGGUCCUUUUCCACCCUUGUUCUCACAAUCAGGAUGUCAUUAAUUCUUUUUUCUUUACUGAUCUAUGUUGGAUCCAAUUUUUGUAGCUUCUACAGUCAUUUCGGCGAGAUUAAAGAGAACACAGAUGCAUAUAGAUGGUCUAUUUUAUCAUCACAGAAUGUUCUUCAUCUGUUGCUCCAGAUGUGAACGUCUCUAAA
Messenger RNA from Eucalyptus grandis, 885 nucleotides. RefSeq names its product putative lipid phosphate phosphatase 3, chloroplastic. The transcript has 5 exons. Gene Ontology annotation, molecular function: phosphatidate phosphatase activity. Gene Ontology annotation, biological process: phospholipid metabolic process. The annotation marks the transcript as partial. The record is from RefSeq and is a predicted model, not a curated record. NCBI's taxonomy places the organism in Eukaryota, Viridiplantae, Streptophyta, Magnoliopsida, Myrtales, Myrtaceae.